Messenger RNA from Gloeophyllum trabeum ATCC 11539, 1143 nucleotides. Its product is annotated as amidase signature enzyme. The transcript is spliced from 5 exons. The record is from RefSeq and is a predicted model, not a curated record. The annotation marks the transcript as partial. Lineage: Eukaryota; Fungi; Basidiomycota; Agaricomycetes; Gloeophyllales; Gloeophyllaceae.
GACAAUAUAGCGACUACAGCUUCAGAGGGAAUGAAUACGACCGCUGGUUCCUACAGUCUGCAGGGCUCUAUUGUUCGCGGAGAUGCUGGGGUGAUCAAGCGUUUGCGUGCCGCGGGGGCGAUCAUCCUUGGCAAAGCGAAUCUGUCAGAAUUCGCUUACAUGAGGGGUAAUCUUGCCAAUGGCUGGUCCGGUUGCGGCGGUCAAACCACCGGGGCAUACUAUCCAGGGGCAGAUCCUUGCGGUUCUUCAUCUGGUUCUGGCGUCGCUGCAUCUAUCGGGCUUGCUGCUGUCACCCUCGGAACGGAGACGGAUGGCAGCAUCACUUGUCCUGCUAGCCAGAAUAAUAUAGUAGGAGUUAAGCCAACAGUGGGCUUGACAUCUCGAGCAGGAGUAAUCCCCAUAUCCGAGCAUCAGGAUACAGUUGGCCCUUUGACUCGCUCAACUACCGACGCCGCCAUUGUCCUCUCCGUUAUUGCCGGACCUGAUCCAAAUGAUAACUUCACUCUGACGCAACCAAACGUUGUGCCGAAUUACUUGACUGCACUGAACGCUAGCGCCCUCCAAGGAGCUAGAAUCGGCGUACCCAGAGCGAUGUUCUUGGAACCAUCAUAUUCAGGCUUGGAUGAGACGGUCCUGAGUGCCUAUGCCACCGCUUUGGAGACCCUGAGGGAUUUGGGUGCAGUAAUCGUAGACCCUGCCGAUCUGCCUUCUGCCUACGAAAUAGCUGCAUCCAACAAUGAGACGCUUGUCUUGGACGUAGAUUUUAAGGUGCAACUGAAUGCAUGGUAUCAAUCUUUAUACACCAAUCCUUCAGGCGUUCGCAGCCUUGCGGACCUUAUCGCCUUCAACGAUGCAAACCCACAACUGGAAGAGCCAACAAACUAUACAGAUCAAUCGGUACUCAUCGAAGCAGAAACAACAGACGACUUCAACUCGACGUACUAUCAGGCCCUUGCUUUUGACCACGACCUUGGUAGGACCCGAGGGAUAGAUGCUGCUCUCCAGAAGUACAAUCUGGAUGCUCUUGUCCUCCCCGCCUCUGGCUAUGCGGCUGUACCUGCAGGUGAGCGAUCAGUCUGCCUGAAUGGUCUCAUGUUUACCUCUCCGGACAGCCAUAGCCGGAUACCCUAUAAUCACGGGUGA